AUGGACGUUCUGGGCCGGAAUCCUUCCAAGCUUCCCUGUGGCAAAGCCCUCUACAGUUACGAGGGGAAGGAGCCUGGUGACCUCAAGUUCAACAAGGGGGACGUCAUCAUCCUGAGGCGCAGGGUGGACGAGCACUGGUUCCACGGGGAGCUGCGCGGCACCCACGGCUUCCUGCCCGCCAGCUAUGUGCAGUGUCUCCGGCCCCUGCCACCCACCCCUCCCCAGGGCAAAGCCCUGUAUGACUUUGAGAUGAAGGACCGAGACCAGGACCAGGACUGCCUGACCUUCACCAAGGAUGAAAUCCUGACUGUGAUCAGAAGAGUGGAUGACAACUGGGCAGAAGGAAUGCUGGGAGACAAGAUUGGAAUUUUCCCCCUCCUGUACGUGGAGCUCAACGACUCAGCCAAGCAGCUUAUUGCAAUGGACAAGUUCUGCCCAGCUGCUGUGUCUGGCUGCCAUGCCUCGUUGCCCUCUGACCCCGGCGCAGUGGCCAGUGUGGCCCCAGGUCUCACUUUAAGCAGCACAGGGGCAGUCAGUGCCUUUCAGCAGCGUGUGGACGGCAAGAAGAAUGCCAAGAAACGCCACUCCUUCACCGCGGUCAGCCUGACACACAGGUCCUCACAGGCUGCCAGCCAUAGGCAUUCCGUGGAAAUCAGUGCUCCAGUGCUGAUCAGCUCCAGCGACCCCCGGGCCACGGCCAGGAUCCGGGACCUGGCGCAUGUGUCCUGCAGUGCUCCCACCCAGGACUCCUCCUCUGCCGGAUCCAGCCCAGCGGCUGACCCGCAGGACAUGGCUCCCAAAGGGCAGCUGCCUCUCAAUGUGUACCUGGCACUCUACACCUACAAGCCCCAGAAGAGUGACGAGCUGGAGCUGCGCAAGGGCGAGAUGUACUGCGUCCUGGAGAAGUGUCAGGACGGCUGGUUCAAGGGCACGUCCCUGAGGUCUGGGCUCUCUGGGGUGUUCCCAGGAAACUAUGUGACUCCUGCUUCCAGGGCUCCCUUAGGAGGGGCUGGGCCACCUGGGAAUAAUGUGGUUGGAGGGUCUCCACUGGCCAAAGGGAUGGCCACAAGCAUCCACCCAGGCGGUGGGAGCCUGAGCAGCCCUGCCACCGCCGCGAGAGCAGCCCUCCCCCUCGCCACACCCCAGGCCCAGCACCAGGCAGCCUCUCCCCCCGUGGGCAGUUGUCUGUGGCACUCAGCUCCCCCAGCGGCUAGCCAGGCCCGGAGCACUGUCCCCACAGCUGCCCUCUCCUCUGCUCAGGCUCAGGACCAACCAACCACCAUGGUGUCGCCCCUGUGCACCCAGAACUCCCCGUCCCGUCUGCCCACUGCCAGCCUCAGGCCCCACUCCAUGGUGUCCCUGCAGCACCUCCACCAGCCCCCAGUGCAGACCAUCACUGGUGCCCAGUGCCCCUGGCCAGCCAUCCCUCUCACGUCAGCGGCAUCGGCCGUCACACCUCCCAAUGUCACUGCUGCCAACCUCAACGGGGAGGCCGGAGUGGGGACCGUCAGUGGCCUGUCUACAUCCAGCCCCACCAACGUGGGAGUGUCAAUGGCAGCAUUUUCCACACUCCAUGUACUCUGCACCUGCACUGCUGGGGAGGCCAAGAAAGAGAAGAAGAGUGGGCUGCUGAAACUUCUAGCCGGGGCAUCCACCAAGAAGAAGAAUCGCUCCCCACCGUCCAUCUCUCCCACCCAUGACCCCCAUGUGGCAGUGGACGCCUCGCUCCAGGGUGCAGUGGGGCUCGAAGUGUCCUCAUUGUCCCUCCAUGGCCGGGCAGGGUCCUGCCCCAUAGAGAGCAAGAUUCAGGGGGCGAUGGGAAUGGAGCCACUGCACAGAAAGACGGGCUCCUUGGACCUGAACUUCUCCUCAUCCCCUUCCAGGAAAGCCCCUUUCUCCAUGGCUGCCGCCCGCCCUGAGCCCAAGCCAUUUCCCAGAGAGAGGUACCGUGUCGUGGUCUCGUACCCGCCCCAGAGCGAGGCAGAGAUAGAGCUGAAGGAGGGAGACAUUGUCUUUGUGCACAAGAAGCGUGAGGACGGCUGGUACAAGGGGACCCUGCAGAGGAACGGCCGCACGGGCCUCUUCCCGGGCAGCUUCGUCGAGAGCUUCUGAGGACAAACUCUCCACACGCCACUCACCGGGGAGAAGGCCUUCCGGGAAGCCCAAGGCGCCAGAAGAGGGCCACCACUCCCCAGGCCUCAGGUCCCUUCCAAGGCCCCUGCAGGGUGUGGGGGCCGUGCCUUCACCCACAACCCCCAACCGAGAGCACAUCUUGGGGUUGUUCUUGGAUGAGAUGCCUGCCACCCCGUGUGAACCGUAGAGAAGUGAGUUGGGAGGAGGAAGAUGCUGCCUGGGUGGCUCCUCGAGGUGGCUCCCCGAGGUGGCUCCCCCAGGUGGCUCACUGUGCAGGGCUGCGUGGCGCAGAAUGUCUUCAUGGGCUGUCUGGGCUGCAGGUGGGGUCCAAAUUGCUUCAUUGCCUCUCUUUAUACCUCAGUCGCCUGCCACCUGCCCAGCCCCUGGGAAAGCCUGGCUGUGCAGCCUGUGGGACUCCCACAGCUCCCAUGGCUGGUCCCCAUCAGCAUUGGGAACAACACUUCUGUUGGCCACUGUCCCUUUGCAUUGCUUCUUUCUCACAUCUUUUUAAUGUAAAGCUAUUAGACUUUAUAUAUUUCUAAUCGGUCAUACAUUGCCUAUUUUUCAUACAUCUGGUGCUGCCUUUUUGUAAUGACUUGGUUGAGUUUGAAAGAAAAAAAUGUCCGAGGAAACAUCAAAUGGGCAGAAUUUUUAUAUUUACUAUAUGAACUUUGGAGAAAUCCAGAAAUCCCACAUCUCAACACCACAAUGCCCUGCACCAUGGGAUAAGAGGGAAUCCAUUUAGGGGAUUCAAGGUAGUUUGGAAAAAGCCAAUUUCUUUCAACCUUUACCAAAGCCCCAUGCUCUGUCUAGACAGUAUAAUUGUUACUCAAGAACAUGCAACUUCAGGGAAAGUGGCUAUAAUCGCCUUUUGUGUGGCAGUGAAAGGGGCAUGAAGGUGGACCCACCCUGAAAAAGCGGAAUUUCCCUCUUACUGCUUUAGCAAGAGUGACAACAAUUCGCUUAUCAAAAUAUGAUUUAUCACUAUUGAAAUGGGCAGUUUUUACCCCAGUUCAGAUGUAAACCUCUACAAUUUACAAGACCUGGUGAAGGUCUUGCCUUUUUACAGUAUAUAAUUGCUCCCUUGUCGGGCAGUGUGAACCUGGGUGUAAAGACUGGAGGUCCAUGGGAUAGCAGGAGUGAGUCCUCUGCAGAUGGGGGGCUGG
This is a messenger RNA of Myotis lucifugus (little brown bat), 3299 nucleotides long. RefSeq names its product SH3 domain containing ring finger 3 (gene SH3RF3). The transcript has 11 exons. NCBI's taxonomy places the organism in Eukaryota, Metazoa, Chordata, Mammalia, Chiroptera, Vespertilionidae. The record is from RefSeq and is a predicted model, not a curated record. Bases 1 to 2112 code for a protein of 703 amino acids. Gene Ontology annotation, molecular function: protein binding.